AUAACGAGAUAUACAAAGGACAACGAGCAAAUACAGACACGGCGAGUAUAUAAGCAGGUCAGUGGCACAGUGACUCACAGUUCAGGCAGUAGCCGCCAAGGAGUUCUGCAGGACCUCACAUUAGCCACCAUGAAGUUUCUGAUAAUGUUGAGUUUGAUGGCGGUGGGUGCCCACGCCGGGUUUGGGAAACAUGGCAUUGUUAUGCCUGACGGCAACAACGUCCAGUUCACUCACGACCAGGCCGAGAACAUCCUUCUGAUCGGGCCCUCUGGUGCCAUCGCUGCCGACGGCAAUCACGUGCAGCUGACCCACGAUGGAAUUCCCGCCACCCGCGCCAAGCGUGGAGUGCUGCUGCAGGGACCCUCCAGCGUGCUCUUUAAGGACAAACAACGGAGGCGUCUUCCCCAUGGUGUGGAAAUCGUCCUCAUUAGUGAAACUGGCGCCAUCCUCUCCAACGGUGACAACGUCCAGUUCCACAAAUAGUGUUCCUAUUCUCUCACUGACGGUACCAAGGCUCGCUCGGGAUACAUCACCAAGAAACAGCUUUUCCAACUUCGUCCUGUUGUCACAUACCGGCGCUCUUCCUUCCGACGAAAUGGCAUCUAGCUGCUUAAGUAAAUGAAUUUAACUCAUGACCCUGCCCUGUCUACCUUUUGUUUUCUGCACCACCAAGAACAUUUAGUUACACCUCCAUCAGCACAUCUACUGAUGGGAGCUUCAUGGAAUUAUAUGUAAAUUUCCAAUAAACAUGAAAUUAACA
This is a messenger RNA of Scylla paramamosain (green mud crab), 760 nucleotides long. Its product is annotated as cuticle protein CP1246-like. The transcript is spliced from 2 exons. Lineage: Eukaryota; Metazoa; Arthropoda; Malacostraca; Decapoda; Portunidae. The record is from RefSeq and is a predicted model, not a curated record. Bases 130 to 483 code for a protein of 117 amino acids. Gene Ontology annotation, molecular function: structural constituent of cuticle.